Molecule: messenger RNA, 1136 nt
Organism: Rhinichthys klamathensis goyatoka
Lineage: Eukaryota; Metazoa; Chordata; Actinopteri; Cypriniformes; Leuciscidae
Product: olfactory receptor 2T2
Exons: 3
Coding region: 1-1119 (372 amino acids)
Source: RefSeq, a predicted model, not a curated record
AUGGCCAACACCAGCAAUCAAACAGACCCACCAGAAAAGCCUGUUAGUUUUUUGUCUUUUCUUCUUUCCCGAGGGCUCACUAGCCCCGGUCUAGCAGAAAACAAUAGGCUUUUGGAGACUGUGAAAGCAUCUGUCCACUUUGGAGCUUUCACUGUCACUGGUCUCUUCGCCUCCCUCAUUAUAGCAACGGUGCGGCACAACCAGGAGCUGCGUCAAAACCCUCGUUACGUCCUGUUGUGUCAGCACUGCGUCUGUGUGUCCGGCUUCAACAUCAUGGGCGCAGCCGUGCACGGUCUCCGCAGCCUGCGUUGGCCUGUUUCCCGAAUCACUUGUUGGAUCCUCUUCGACCUGCAGGUGGUGAUGGCACGAGGUUUGAUGAUCACCCUCACGCUGAUGUCCGUCAGCUCCUGUCUGUCUAUUUGCAUGCCACUCCGUUACCCCUUUCUGGUCCAGCGCUUCCACCGCUGGGUCAUGCUGGUGGCUUGCGUUCUCGCCCUGCUCAACCCCGUAGUCUUCACCGUCCUAGCUUGUGCGUACUCUCCGUGGGACCACGUAAUUGGGCUGGAUACUGAGUGCUCUACAGCUUUGGAAGGCACAGCUUGCAUUGCCAGCGCUUUAGCGUUGCUGUUAUUGCUGGUGCUGCUCAUCAUUGUAAGCUAUGUGGCGAUUUACCUGGAAGGUAGGCGUGCUGGCCAUUUCACGCGAUCCAACAGUAAAGGCCGCCGCACCAUUCUCAUCCACAGCCUGCAGAUAAGCCUGCAUCUCCUGCCCUCCAUCAUCAUCAUCUCCCGGCAUCAGGAGACGCUCCCUGUGGCGCUGGCCAUUUUUGUCGUCUUCAGUUUUGCACAGUCACUGAGCCCUGUGGUGUUCGGCCUGCGCUGCAAAGAGCUCCACGAGGAGAUGCUACAUUUCCUGCCUUUGUUCCGGGGAAACUGUUGUGGCUUUAGGUACAAUGACAGCAUGGAUACCAUCAGCACUGGGACCAUGACCAGUGCAGAGACCGGAGCCAGUAUUGAGACUAACACCUCCACCUGCAUGGCCACCGUCACCCCAUCUGCCAUUAUCACAGAAUGUGAGGGUGAGAAAGAGAGGUCAGGCUUCAUAGAGUUAACUUUGUAAGUUAAAAACAAGUUGGU